CUAGCGGAAAUUUCAUGACAAUUAGGAAAAUGUAGGCUCUGCACUUAACCUUUGGUUUAAAUAUUAUUAUUUUUUUCCCCAACUAAAUGCAUGUAUAAUAACAAUUGGGAAGAGCGGAUCAGAAGCAACGUUUAUUGACCGCUCUAGAAGCCUCCAUGGAUGCAAAUGUCAUGACACUUGAAUACGCUUAUUUUGGCUUUACCGAUACCUAUAGUUAUGAUCUUCGUCGAGAUACUACUUGUUCAAAUGAUGCCGUGGUCAAUAGAGGCGUGGAUUAUUGGAUGACAGGCAUUCAAGAUUUUUCCACUCUACGGAAAUUGGUGGACAGAGGAGCCAACAUAGCCAAUCUCCUAAAGAUACGACUAACGAAUCGGAAAACAAAGCAGCAAGCAAGUAUGUCAUUCUUUGAUCUGCUUCGUCCCAACGUUGCUUCCAAAGACAAGAAUGUGGAAACUGACAGUAACCAUAUUCGACAAGAAGACAGCUCAAUGGAUGCCACUUUUCAUCAACUAAGAGUCUUGGUGAAUAGGUUGCUGGGAGCCAAAAGUGAGGCACAAGAGAAUAAGUAUCGUGGUAGUAUCGCACCUUGGGAUCCUUUCUCAGAAUCUACCACUGGACUCUACGUAUUGACCGAUCUGCUGACCCAUUUUCUUUGUGGGCAUCAUCCACUGGCUGUAUUCUGUUAUUUGAAUGAAUGCUUACGACAGCAUAGGCGAGAAACGACGUUUGCUUUGGAUUUUGUCAGUUCAUUGAGACAAUUACAAACCAUAUCCCUCAAGAAUCCACUUAUUUUUCAUCAUCACCCAAGAGAUCUUGAUGACAACAACUACAAAGCUGGGCAAUGGAUUCGGCAGCGUGAAAAGUUGGAAAAGGUAGCCAGCCCCCCUCCCCCCCCACUUUCAUUGGAAACAAUAAACGCACACCGUUCAUGGUUUCUGUUUAUAUACUACUCAAUUUUAGAUAGUCGCUGAUAAAGAGAAUGCAAUAAAAGAAUGGCAACAAAAAUGUGCUCAACUGGAAAGUGAUUUGAAAAAUGUGGAAUCCAAGCUUGAA
Messenger RNA from Mycotypha africana, 1053 nucleotides. RefSeq lists its product as uncharacterized. The record is from RefSeq and is a predicted model, not a curated record. The transcript has 4 exons. Bases 156 to 971 code for a protein of 271 amino acids. NCBI's taxonomy places the organism in Eukaryota, Fungi, Mucoromycota, Mucoromycetes, Mucorales, Mycotyphaceae.